Molecule: messenger RNA, 4609 nt
Organism: Alexandromys fortis (reed vole)
Lineage: Eukaryota; Metazoa; Chordata; Mammalia; Rodentia; Cricetidae
Gene: Sh3tc2
Product: SH3 domain and tetratricopeptide repeats 2
Exons: 17
Coding region: 44-4006 (1320 amino acids)
Biological process (GO): regulation of ERBB signaling pathway; regulation of intracellular protein transport
Molecular function (GO): protein binding
Source: RefSeq, a predicted model, not a curated record
CGGUCCCUCGCGUGCCAGGGAGGAGGCGGGAGGAGGGCCUCUGAUGGGAGGCUCCCAAGUUUCUUCUGACUGGCGUUCCCAGGGGCCUUGGCCCAGGGAGAAUGGUGCACACAUGGGUGGCUGCUUCUGUAUCCCUGGGGAGCGGAGUCUGCCCUGGGGCCCAGGCCAUGAAAUCUGUGUUCCAUACCAGGGGCAUUGCCUUUGGCUUUCCUUCCUGAAGGAAGUCUCACUUCACAGGGGGCUGCCGUCAGAUCUUUUUCGGUGCAAGGACACAAAGAGUGACUGGGUAGACCUGGUGCUUUCAUUCUGUGUGAAGAGUCGCUCCAGGAGCUGUGUCAAUGCACCCUUGCAGGAGGCUGCACGGAGGCGGCUCUGGGCCCUGGAGAAUGAAGACCAUGAAGUCUGUGCACUGUUUAAGGACCUCUCUGCAAGGCUGGUGAGCGUCCAGUCCCAGAAGGACCAGUUUCUCAUCACCUUCAAGACCGUGGAAGAAAUCUGGAAGUUUUCCACCUACCUGAACUUAGGCUAUGUGUCCACAUGUCUGGAACAGCUCUUCUUUGACCACAAGUACUGGCUCAACUGCAGGCUGGUGGAUGACACAGAGAUCCAAGUGUCUGUAGAUGACAGUCACUUGGAGAACAUAUACCUGGGCCUCUUGCUGCAGGAAGGCCACUUCUUCUGCAGAGCCACCUGCUCCGUGGCUCAGCCAGAUGAGAAGGAAGGGGAAUAUUUGACGUUGUGCAAGGAUGAGCUAAUCUCCGUGCUCCCUGAAGGCGAAUCUGAGUGGGAAAGCGUGUCUUUAGUGACGGGUCAGAGGGGCCUGGUGCCUGUGUCAGCCCUGGAGCCCCUGUCUGUCCCUUUCCAUCAAUGGUUCCUAAAGAAUUACCCAGGAAUCUGUGAUCUCCCCAGGAAGAGAGACUGGACAGGCUCCUGUCAUAUUGGCAGAGGACGGUGCAAGGCCCUGAUGGAUUACAAACAAGAGGAAAAGGAUGAACUGAGUUUCCUCCAGGGAGAAAGCAUUGAGAUCCUUGGCUUUGUUAUCCCCGGGCUGCAGUGGUUCAUUGGAAAGUCAGUGACCUCAGGAGAAGUGGGCUUUGUCCCCACCAGGAGCAUAGAUCCAGAUUCCUGCUCCCCAGUGAGCAAGAACUCUGCCUUUUUCAGUGAGGAGGAAAGAUGUUCUCUCUGGGCCCCGGGAAGUGACAGGAAGGCUGAGUGUUCCGGCUUCUUACGUGCGCUUGCUCACACUGACAUCGCUUCUGUCUACCGGCUUAGUGAGUUCGAAUCCACCCAGAAUCUCCAGAAUGAUCUGAGCGCAUCUCAGCCUGAGGGCCUCAAGGAGGCCAGGUCUGGUGGGACCUGGGAGGAGCGGCAGACCCCAAACUCCAGACGCUCCAGCAGUUCCGUGGACUCCAGCCUCGAGGAAGAGCUCCUCUCAGCCUCCUCUGACAGCUAUCACCUUCCAGAGCCUGACAACCUCGAUGACCCGGAACUGUUUAUGGACCUGAGCACAAGCUUGGAAGAGGAUGAAGCAGAGCACUUUGCCCCCAUCUUGGCUUUUCUGGAUCACGAGGGAUACAGCGACCACUUUAAGAGCCUCUAUGAUUUCUCCUUCUCUUUCCUUACUUCCUCCUUUUACAGCUUCUCUGAGGAGGAUGAGCUAGUGGCCUACCUAGAGACCUCACGAAAGUGGGCCAAGAUGAGCCACAUGACGUGGGCCCAUGCCCGGCUCUGCUUCCUCCUGGGCCGACUAAGCAUCAGGAAGAUCAAACUUUCCCAGGCCAGGGUAUACUUUGAGGAGGCCAUCCGGGUCCUUGACGGGGCAUUUGAGGACCUCUCCCUAGUGUCUGCUCUGUACAUCAAUUUGGCAGCCAUCUAUCUGAGGCAGAGGUUGAGGCAUAAAGGCCCAGCCUUGCUUGAAAAGGCGGGUGCCCUGCUAGCCUGCCUGCCCGACCGCGAGUUCAGUGCCAAGAACGAGCUUGAUGUGGUGGCCUACGUGCUGCGCCAAGGGAUUGUGGUGGGGAGCGGCCCUCUGGAGGCCAGGUCCUGCUUCCUGGCCAUCCGAUUGCUCCUGAGCCUUGGCCGGCAUGAGGAAGUUCUGCCAUUUGCCGAGCGCCUGCAGCUGCUCUCUGGACACCCUCCUGCCUCGGAGGCUACAGCCACCAUGUUGAGUUUUCUGUAUGACAAGAAAUACCUUCCACAUCUUGCAGUGGCCUCUGUUCAGAAACGUGGUCCCCAGAGUGCCCGGGGGAUGUCUGUUUCCAUUUGGCAGGCCUAUUUUGUUCUUCAGAAUGCCACUAAGAUCCUUGGUGUUCCUUCCUCAAGCUGGGGUGAAGUUUCUGCGCUGGCCUGCCCAACCCUCAGGCAGGCCCUGGCUGCCUGUGAAGAGCAGACUGACCCGAGCACCCAGAGGACCUUGUGUCUCAUCCUGUCCAAAAUGUACCUCCAGUAUAGGUCUCCUGAUGGUUCCAUCUACUAUCUGAGCCAGGCCCAGGCAUUAGGGAAGCUACUAGGUGAGCAAGAAGCCUUUGAAUCGUCUCUCUGUCUGGCCUGGGCUUACCUCUUAGCCAGGCAGACCAAGAGAGCUCUGGAGAUCCUUGAACCACUACUGUGUUGCUUGAGGGAGACAGAAUGCAUGACGCAAAGGGGCGUGGUCCAUAACCUCCUGGGACUUGCUUUUCAAGACGAAGGCCGGACAAACAGGGCAGCCAAGAGCUACCUCCGAGCUUUGAUCAGGGCUCGGGAGAUGGGGAAUGUGCGGAAUCAGGCCGUGUCUAUGGCCAAUCUCGGCCACUUGACCCUGAAGUCCUGCAUGCAGCAAUCAGCCAGGGGCUAUCUUCUGCAAGCUGUCCGACUGUAUUCUGAACUCCAGGCCAGCAAGGAGACAGAUAUGGAAUUGAUACAAGUGUUACUCUGGUUGGGCCAAGCUCUGGUGUCUGGACAGCAGCUGGUCCACAGCCGCCUUUGUUACGAAAUGGCAUUGAUGUUUGGCUUAAGGCAUCGGCACUUAAACAGUCAGCUUCAGGUCACCAAAUCCCUCUGCCAUUUCUACAGCUCGGUGUCUCCAAACCCUGAUGCGUGCAUUACAUAUCACGAACACUGGCUGGCCCUGGCUCAGCAGCUCAGGGACCGGGAGAUGGAAGGGCGGUUACUGGAGUCCCUCGGGCAGCUUUAUCGGAACCUAAAUACAUCCAGGUCCCUCAGGAGGUCCCUCACCUGCAUCAAGGAGAGUCUGCGGAUAUUCGUUGACCUAGGGAAGAGAGACAAGGCAGCUGAGGCCUGGCUGGGGGCUGGGCGUCUGCACUACCUCAUGCAGGAGGACGAAGUGGUGGAGUUGUACUUGCAGGCGGCCAUCCAGACAGCCUUGAGGUUAGAGGAACCCUCCCUUGCUCUAAAGCUUUACGAAGAAGCAGGUGAUGUUUUCUUCAAUGGGACCCGCCAUAGGCAUCGUGCUGUAGAGUAUUACCGGGCUGGGGCCGUUCCUUUAGCGAGGAGAAUGAAGGCGGUGAGAACCGAGCUACGGAUCUUCAACAAACUGACAGAGUUACAGAUCAGCCUCGAGGGCUAUGAGAAAGCCUUGGAAUUUGCCACCCUGGCUGCCCGGCUGAGUGUCCUCACAGGAGAUCAGAAGCAGGAGCUGGUGGCUUUUCACCGCCUGGCUACUGUGUACUUCUCUCUGAACAUGUAUGAGAUGGCUGAAGACUGCUACCUGAGGACUCUGUCCCUCUGCCCAGCAUGGCUGCAGAGUCCCAGGGAGGCUCUGUACUAUGCCAAGGUGUAUUAUCGCCUGGGCCGUCUCACUUUCUACCAGUUGAAGGAUGCUCACGAUGCUACUGAAUACUUCCUGCUGGCGCUAGCAGCUGCGGUCCUGCUGGGUGACGAGGAGCUGCAGGACACCAUUAAGAACAGACUAGACAACAUCUGCCAGAGUCCCUUGUGGCACAGCAAUCCCUUGGGGUGUUCCUCAGAGAGGGCACGGUGGCUCAGUGGAGGGAGCCUGGCCCUCUGAAGAAAUCUAUCUUCUUUCUGACCACUUUGCCAUGGCAAGAUGCUGCCUGUCUGACCCAAGUUCUUAGAUCUGGACUGGGAGGGUUCAAGCUUUCCCCUCAUUUUAUGGGGAAGAGCAGCAACGCCCGGAAGGAGAGGUGCUCUGGGAGGAGCAUCUUGGCCCCAUGCUUCACUUCUGGAUCUCCGCCCAGGUCACUGUAACUCCUACACAGACAGAUGCCUUCUCUCUGUAGACAGUGAGGAAGGCCGGCACUGUGCUGGGGGAAAGGUUAGCAGGCCCGUCCUGGUGCCCUCAUCAGUGUUCUCAGGGAAAGACUCUUCAGUUCCAGUGGAGGAACCAAAGGAGUCAGUACUCCAUGCUCAUAGGGACCACAGGCACAGAAAUUCAGCAUAGUUGUAGCUCAAGGAACGUAGCCCCAGGAGGACCAGGUGAAAGGCACAGAGGUCUAACUGGGACCCGUAUUCUCCAUUCUACCUGGAAGCAGGGCUAUUGUGCAGCCUUCCAGAGAAUCAAGUGAAACUGCCCCAGGGCUGAGGCUUGAGAAUUAUGCCAUACAUUAAUUGUAAAUAGUGUAUAUCAUUAAAUAUUGGCUAUUUACAUUUA